Messenger RNA from Acanthoscelides obtectus, 4072 nucleotides. The record is from the annotation of a GenBank genome assembly. Lineage: Eukaryota; Metazoa; Arthropoda; Insecta; Coleoptera; Chrysomelidae.
GCAGCUUCAUCCGUGGGUCUUGGCUUGAUUUAGCACUGAAAAGUGAAACGGCGAGGGUUGUGGAGUGACACACGGUCACGAUUCAGUUCAUUCCUUGAAACAGAACAUGUAGGACCUUCAGACUUAAAGUUGUGCAGAUUUGAGUUUUGUUUUUAGUGAUAUGUUAGCGAAAAGGUUGAGAGACUAACGUGAACAGACAAACAAUCGUACGAGAAAUCUUGACUAUCGAAAAUCACGUGGUGUGCGUUCUCGGCUAGCGUGUCCACGCCCAAGUAUCAAACGUGUUUGAUACCGAGCGUGAGCGGCUGUGGACUUGGCUCUCUCCCGAAGACGUCAGGCAAACUGACGACACCUCGUUCAGGCGAAGAACGAAUAAUGGAACAAUUCGAACAGCUACUAACAUGUGCCAUUUGCUUGGACAGAUAUCGAAAUCCAAAAUUGCUGCCAUGCCAGCACAGCUUCUGCAUGGAGCCCUGCAUGGAGGGCCUAGUUGACUACGUUAGGAGACAGGUGAAAUGUCCAGAAUGUCGAGCAGAACACCGGAUUCCCUACCAGGGAGUCCAAGGAUUCCCGACCAAUGUAACCUUACAGAGAUUUCUGGAACUACAUAUCGAAAUCACAGGAGAACUUCCAGAUCCUACAAGUGGACAGAUAAUGGAGCGUUGCAAUGUCUGCUCUGAGAAGGCGUACUGCAGUUUCUGUCAGCACUGCGAUAAGAAGAUCUGCGAAGAAUGUAAAAGCGCCCAUAUGGAAAUACUCAGGAGGGAAAUAUCUAGAAUAAACAAUCAAAUACGACGUGGAAUACAUAGGUUACAAGACACACUAUCCCUAGUCGAGAAAAACGUCCAAAACAUCCAAACCAACUGCCUCUCAGUAGGCGAGGAAAUCGAAGAAAUCUACCGAAGACUCAACAAAGCCCUCAAGGACAGAACCGAUUAUCUCCGGACGGAAAUAGACAAAUACCUAACCACAGAACUAAAAAGCUUAACUUCGCUCAAAGAAAACCUAGAACAAGAAAUAGCCAACAUAGUGUCGAACUGUGACUUGGCUGAUAAACACAUGAACGAAAAUGUGGAUAUCUGGGAUGACUGUGAAUUGAUGGAUGCUAAGGAGAUUUUCCUGAAAACUGUGGAGUUCAUACGCAACUUUGAGUAUGAAAACUCCGACUAUAGUAGGAAAGUGAGGCUGGUUCUAGCUCAUGAUCCCAACCAGCUAGUGCUACAUGUAGCUGGAUUUGGAGAUUUGAAUAUCUCAUCUAGUCAUUUUGGAGCGACAGGACUGUUGCAGCCUCCAGGUGGCCCCGGCCUAAUGCGAUCUAAGAGCGACCACAGACUAGCGUCCCAAUUCCGCCAGCAAGAAGAACGUGGUUACGAUGACGACCAAGUCCUCGGAGGGCGAAAAUUCGGCGAACGUCCAAAAACAUCCGAAAAUCGUUACGAUUCGCGUUACGGCGAAGACUACGAUCACGAAUCCGCCAGGCCUGGAAGGUCAAAAUACAGCCGGUUCAGAAGACACCAACAUGACAACGAUUCUGACGGCGAAACGCCGGGUGCCAAGGGUGUCAGAUUUUCCGAUCACCACAAGCACGAGAGAGAGAAGGCCUUCGACACUGAGGACGCGUCUAAGGGCCCCCUUAGCGGUAUCACCCGCUUGGCCGACUCACCCAGAGUCAUGAAAAAAAUGCAGGACCACGAAUCAGGCCGACUGAAAAAAAAGGAGGAACCACCUGCGGCGCCGGCCGCGGCUCCUCAGCCGAAAGUGGUACCGAAAAGACCCCCUCCUCCCACAACUCAAAGACAAGUAAGUGAGGAGGACGAGAUAGCCAGGAUCAAAAAGCAAAAUAAGGGUGCAACUACAUCAGCGACUGAAACGCAGGCUGAGACCAGGCCGAGCGAGGAGAGGCAACGUAAGCCUCACGGACCGUCUGAGGCAUCCAGUACCGAGGAGGUUGAGGAUAGUACCGCCUCUCAGAGAAAACCCUCGAUUAGCAAGACAGUCGUACCUGCGACUAGGAGAUCAUCCGAUACCGGUACCAAAAAACCAAGAUCCCCAAGCUCCGAGUCCACGACAUCUACAGAAUCUUCAAGUGCUUCGUCCAGCGUCAUACGCAGCACUGGGGCUCCUUUCACCACCGAAGAAGUGAAACAAAAGAUCCUUUCGAAAAACAAAGCACCUGCCGUACCUGCAGCCGUCUCAAAGCAACCAGCUGCUAAAGGAAGAUACGUAGCUAGCAAAGAAGAAAGUGAGACGAGUAGCGAAGAAGAAACUGAGUCUGAAGAAGAAUCUGAAGAGGAAACAACCAAGGAUACCAAAGAGAUGGCAAAGACAGAUAUUGGGCCUCUGCUAGCGAGAAGUGCGAAUGCCAGAGGGGAUAAUACUUCUACAUCGAAGUAUGGUGCUGCUAAAGAUGACGCUACGUCGAAGUAUUCAAAACCUAGGGAAGAUGAUCAUCCGAGGUAUGGGUACACGAGCAGGUUUUUGAAUAAGAGCAAGAGCAGUGCUGCUAUUCCGCCUGAGGACGAAGAUCUACAUACCAGUAGGUACUCUACUGCCGAUGAGGACAAGUACCCGACAAACCGCUCUAGAUACAUGGCCAUGAAAGAGCGCAGACAACGUCUAGCGAGGAGCAGAAGCAGUCAACAAUUUGGAGAUGAAGAUGAACCUGAUGAACCAGUAUCACCAACAACGUCCAACCCAUCAGCAUAUUUGGCUUCUAGAGGCUACGGUACAAGUUCCGCUCACGACCUCGCUCGUAGUCGCUCAUCGCACGCUCUGAAAUCGCGCGAUAACUCGCCCGAGCGCCCUUCACCCACCUCGGCAGCCGAAAAGGACGGGGCAGCCCUAAGUUCCUGGGCGCGCUACCUGAAAAACAAAUACGGAAACCGUGGAGGGGCGUCCAAGGACAAGGACUCUGCUGGUGGGGGACCUUCGGCGUCAUCAAGCAGCGCUUCCUCAGCAGCGGCAAGACGUUUGUCGCUAGGUCUGCCCUUGAGGUCUUCUACUGACUUAGCCAGUUCUGACGACGAUUCAAAAAACAUGCGAGGCUCCCCCACUACCCAUACAGCAGCUACAGCGGUAGCCGGUAUCGCCCAAGCGGUGGCCGGUACCUGCCUUAGAGGCCAGUACCUCGAGAAAGGUGCCCAGCUGUUUCAAAUUGGUAGCAGGGGGAGCGAAGCCGGAUGUUUUACCUGGCCACGGGGCAUCGCCGUUGGUCCGGAUAACUCCAUCGUUGUCGCUGAUUCCUCCAAUCACAGAGUACAGGUAUUUGACUCAAACGGCCGCUUUGUGAAAGAGUUCGGUCAAUACGGUAACAAAGAAGGCGAGUUCGACUGUCUGGCAGGCGUAGCAGUGAAUCGCAUCGGACAAUACAUCAUUGCAGAUAGAUACAACCAUCGCAUUCAAGUCUUCGACCCUUCAGGAAGGUUCCUGAGGACCUUUGGAAGUCAAGGGACCGCUGAUGGUCGCUUCAACUACCCGUGGGGCAUCACCACUGAUGCGCUUGGAUUCAUUUAUGUGUGUGACAAGGAGAACCAUAGAGUACAGGUCUUCCAGUCAGAUGGCACAUUCGUUGGUAAAUUCGGCACCAUGGGUAGCGGUGAAGGUCAGUUAGAACAUCCACACUACAUUGCAGUGUCCAGCACGAAUAGGGUCGUUGUUUCCGACUCAAACAACCAUCGUAUUCAGAUCUUCGACGUUAAUGGAAAGGUCAUCACCACCUUUGGAUCUGAAGGAGCGGACGAGGGUCAGUUCAAGUUUCCGAGAGGAGUUGCAGUUGAUGAUCAAGGAUACAUUUGCGUGGCAGACUCUGGCAAUAACCGCAUCCAGAUCUUCACCCCAGACGGUCAGUUCCUCAGGGCUUUCGGCUGCUGGGGCAGUGGAAAGGGCGAAUUUAAAGGACUUGAAGGGAUCGCCAUGUCUCCCAACGGACACAUCCUUGUGUGUGAUCGAGAGAACCAUCGCAUACAGAUAUUCUAAGUUUUUGUUUUUAUCAAUCUGUAUUUUCUUUUUGUGACAAUGAAAUUAACCAAUGUAAUUUGUGUGAUGAUUAAAUAAACAAUGAUGAAUGCAUUUA